AUGAUGGCAGACAUUGGCAGCCAGAUCGAUGAGCAGCUCGCUGCUGAUAUUGACGCUCAGGCUGUUGCCCACUUGAGAGAGCUUGUGAUUCCGCAGAUCCAGCGAGAAUGCGAUAUCCAGGAGGCAUCGAUGGCAGCAGCAUGGCAGACGAUUCAGCACAGCAUCAGUGCCUUGGAUCGGAAAAAACAGAUCAUCUUUGCCACACUGAAGACGAAGGAGUCGCUGGAGAGAGCCCGGAAAGUCUUCGAUGAUGAGGUCUGGAACAUGAUGCCGCCCACCUUCAGCAAGAUCGAUACCGCCAUCAAGACACAGACCAAGAAGGACCACCUACCCAGCCCCGUCGUUUCGCCUCGCCCCGUCGUUUCACCUCGCCCCGACAGUAUCAAGCCUAGUCUCAAGAUAGAUACUUGGGAACUUGAAGGUUUAGAUUAUCUGUUCCAAGACCCCAAGGUCGGAAAGGAUUGGCUCUGCGUUCGAUGCAAUUGGGAAGACGCCCUCGGAAUUGUGCGAUUCGCACAGCAUCCAUUAGAGUCCGGCUGUGCGUUGGAUCAUUUCAACAAGAAAGGGCUCAAAUGCCACGAUUCGUCUCGUAGCUACACUUGGGACGACAUUCUAAGAGAGUUUACGUUUCGUGUUGACGAAGCAGACCUCGACGAGAAUUGGGUCACGGCGAACAACAUUCAGACUCAAGAGAAGGCUGCAGCCAAGACACCCAAGGGGAAGGGGAAGGCCAAGGCCAAGCAGCCAGUCUUCGCGCCAGCAAACCGAAAAGCGAUUGAUCCAUCAUAUGUCCCAGAGGCAGACAUGAGCCUCGGCGAUGUAGGUCUAAUAUUCGCAUCCUAUCCAAAUCUCGUUCGCUGA
Molecule: messenger RNA, 861 nt
Organism: Phaeoacremonium minimum UCRPA7
Lineage: Eukaryota; Fungi; Ascomycota; Sordariomycetes; Togniniales; Togniniaceae
Exons: 3
Coding region: 1-861 (286 amino acids)
Source: RefSeq, a predicted model, not a curated record